Trichomonas vaginalis G3 is the source of this 762-nucleotide messenger RNA. RefSeq lists its product as uncharacterized. The record is from RefSeq and is a predicted model, not a curated record. The transcript has a single exon. The coding region runs from base 1 to 762 and encodes 253 amino acids. Lineage: Eukaryota; Parabasalia; Trichomonadida; Trichomonadidae.
AUGCUUUUUCUCUAUCAUUUAUUAGUUCGAAUUUGUAUAUUCCUCUCAUCAGCUGUUUCAAGUAGUUCAUCUGGAUGUGGAUAUUACAUUCCGUCAGUUUAUGAUAGUAACUACAAAAGUUAUGCAUUUGAAAGUUCAGUUUCACAAUGCAGUGGACGCUAUGCCUCUUUUUUACAUUUUUCAGGAGAUAUCAAAGUAAGUAACAUGAAUACAUCUUAUCAUGAAAUUACUUAUUAUGCUGCAUAUGAUAUUGAAUAUCCAAAAGGAACAGGAAUUAUGAAUUUCACAACAGCAUCAAAUACUUUAUCUACAAAAGAUGGUGGAAUGUACAAUGCUAAUGGUAAAUUUAAUCUUACAAAAUGUAAUUAUUUAAACAAUGAAUAUACAGGAAGUUAUAAUGCAAUAAUUUCUUGUUGGUCAUUCUCAACUACAUUUUCAAAUUGUUCAUUCAUAGGAAAUAAAGGAAAUUAUUUAUUUGAUAGAAAACCAAAAGCUAUUGAUAAUUGUUACUUUAAUAAUAAUGUUGUCAAUCAAACUAUAAAGAAUUAUGCAGAUACAUUUGAUUCAAUUGAUUCAUUAGAUUCAUUUAUAUCUCAUUAUUCAACAUAUUAUUGUAAUGCUGCAAAAAACGAAGAAAAUAAAGAUGAUACAUAUAAAAAAUAUAAAGAAGAAAAAUUAAAACUGAAAAACAUCAAAAAUAUUGUUAAUAAAUUUUACAGAACACCAUUUCUUGGAGCAGUAAAUCGAUCUGUUUUAAAAUAA